Messenger RNA from Brachypodium distachyon (stiff brome), 1612 nucleotides. Its product is annotated as probable serine acetyltransferase 4. The transcript has a single exon. NCBI's taxonomy places the organism in Eukaryota, Viridiplantae, Streptophyta, Magnoliopsida, Poales, Poaceae. Gene Ontology annotation, cellular component: cytosol; cytoplasm. Gene Ontology annotation, molecular function: L-serine O-acetyltransferase activity. The coding region runs from base 467 to 1411 and encodes 314 amino acids. The record is from RefSeq and is a predicted model, not a curated record.
AUACGAGAUACACGACAGUUGUAGAAUCAUCGGAGAUGGAGCGUGGAACAAGCAGUGAGCCACAUGGUGGUGACAGUGUUGAGAAACAUAAAUAACGGCACGGGCUGGUGGUGCCUUGCCACGGAAGCAGCCUGGAGCAAAUGUGUGCGUGAGCGAGGCUUCGUUUCCUGGCGCCAUGUGUACAUGUCUGCCAGGCACGCUUCUUCUGUGAAACUUCCCCUGCCUCUUGCCUCUCCUCCGAUCCUUCUGCCUCCUCUGUCCUGUCGUCACCAUCCUCCCACCGCGAACACGUAUAUAUAGGUGGGCGAACGCCCGUUUCUUCUGUAACUCCCCCACAUCUUCCCUCGAUCGCUUACACCUCUCUCCCCUCUUCCCCUCGAUCGCUUACACAUCUCCCUCUCUCGAUCAUCCUCGAUCGCUUGCUUACCACCUCUCCUAUUUCUAUCUCUAAGCUUCCGCUUCGGACAUGGCUGCCUGCGUCGACAAGUGGAACCCGACAUACUCCAGCUGCAGACUCUCCGAUGCUAUCCGCUACCGGUUCAUGCCGGACUGCGCCAUGGCCGACUGCCCCGUGUCCGCCGCUGACGCUGACGUGAACGUCGUCUGCCGCGACGACGUCUGGGACGAGCUGCGCUCCGAGGCGCGCGCCGACGCGGACGCCGAGCCGCUGCUGGGCAUGUUCUACGCCGACCUCGUCCUCUCGCGCCCGUCCCUGGAGUCCGCCCUCGCCGCGCACCUGGCCGCCAAGCUCUGCAUCCCGGGCGCGCUGCCGCAGGACGCGCUCCGGGACCUCCUGGCGGGCGCCCUGGCCGCGCACCCGGAGGCGAUCCGCGACACGCGCGCCGACCUCCUGGCGGCGCGCGACCGCGACCCGGCAUGCGGCAAGAUGGUCCACUGCUUCCUCUACUACAAGGGCUUCCUCGCCCUGCAGGCGCACCGCGCCGCGCACGCGCUCUGGUCCGAGGGCCGCGCGGCGCCGGCGCUGCUCCUCCAGAGCCGCGCCUCCGAGGUGUUCGGCGUCGACAUCCACCCCGGGGCGCGCAUCGGGGGCGGCAUCCUGCUCGACCACGCCACGGGAGUCGUCAUCGGGGAGACGGCCGUCGUCGGCCACGACGUGUCCAUCCUGCACGCCGUGACGCUGGGCGGCACGGGCAAGGCCUCUGGCGACCGGCACCCCAAGGUUGGGGACGGGGUGCUCAUCGGCGCCGGGGCCAGCGUGCUCGGCAAUGUGCGCAUUGGUGAUGGCGCCAAGAUCGGCGCGGGCGCGGUGGUGCUCCGAGACGUGCCGUGCGGGACCACGGCCGUCGGGAAUCCGGCGAAGGCAAUCGGCAAGAAGGCGGCGCCCCCGCGGCGGCCGGAAGAGCAGCCCGGGGUGACCAUGGAGCAGAGGUGGUCAGAUUACGUGAUUUAAAAGGUCUUGUUAGUACGGGUUUAGUGCAAGCAAGAGAGUUUCCCUCCAAAUGGUUGAUGACUACUCUUAUCCAAGAGCUCAGUUAGGCAUUGAGCCUGGAGUAAAUCCCAUACUGUUUAUUUAUUUUUCUCUCUCUUUUUGUAAUGGAAUAACGAGAAAUGCAGCUGAUCAAUUAUUAGCUCCGUAGAUAUUGCACUGCUU